AUGAGCUGUCUGUACUCUGUAAGCCUGUUUAAAUCAUGUUUCAUCAUGUCCGUGGUGGUUGCUAACAAGCACGGCUGGGUAGUAGACGCAUGCUCUCUCAUUGAUCAGUGGUAUUCACGUUGCAUCCAAAUUAAGAAGACACACAAGUCAGAUAUGAAGUGUCGUUAUAAGAGACAGUGUUUUCAGAUUUCAAAAAGCCAUUUUGAUGUAAAAGUCGAUGCUGCUGUUGAAGGAGAAAACUCGGAGAGGUUGCAGAAAACAGACAAGCCACCAAAGAAAAGAAAACGUAAACACAGUGAGCUCAACCAGGGCGAGGUGGAUUUACAGGCCUUUCAUGAGAAGAUCAGAUCUGUGAUCCUUGAUGGGACCAAGUCAUUGGUGGAUUCUGCUCGUGUCCUGGGACAUCUAAACGGAGCGACAGACCUGGUGAAGGAGCCUCUUCCUUCUCAUGAAUGCAGCCUUGUUGCUCUCUGUGAAAUGGCCAAAGAGCUCCCUCUAGUGGACAAUGAGGAUGAGGAGCAGGAGGUUUGUGUUCAGUCACUUGUGGCUGAAGAUGGCUGUUCAUCACAUGUGGAUCUGUUCUCCAGGGUUACAGAAAACAGGGAUGAAAGCGCCAUAGUGGUUAAACUUAUGGGAGACGAAUAUGUCAUACCACCGCGCACAGCAUUCCUGCUUUCUGAUUUCACAAGAAUACGACCUCUAAUCCACUAUGGGAACAAGUUUGACUUGAUCGUUAUUGAUCCACCGUGGGAAAACAAGUCUGUGAAGAGGAGUCGCCGAUACAGUUCCCUGCCCUCGACCCAGCUGAAACGUCUCCCUGUACCUCUACUGGCCUCGCCCAAUUGUUUGGUCGUCACCUGGGUAACAAAUCGGCCAAGCCACCUGCGUUUUGUGCGUGAUGAGCUGUAUCCCCACUGGGGGGUAGAAGUAAAAGCUGAAUGGUUCUGGGUUAAGGUCACCACAUCAGGACAGUUUGUGUUUCCACUUGAUUCACAUCACAAGAAACCGUACGAGGUGCUGGUGCUGGGCCGAUAUCCUUCGCCUGGAGAUAAAUGCACAAGUUCAUCAGAGACAUCUGCAGUUCCUGUGGAGGACCAGCGUUUGAUUGUCAGCGUCCCAUCAGCUUUACACUCCCAGAAGCCCUCACUCUCAGAGGUGUUGAAGCCUUACAUUGGAUCUGAGGCCAAAUGCUUGGAGCUGUUUGCCCGAAAUCUUCAGCCUGGAUGGACAAGCUGGGGCAACGAGGUUCUCAAAUUUCAGCACAGAAGCUAUUUCACUUUGACAGGUACUGAUGAGCCAACAAGGUUUCAUCGAGAUGAGACCCAACAUCUCCCUGCUUCUGACUAAGACUGUGAGGUGAUCAUGGACUUUUAGACCUUGUCAGUAUUUCAGUAAAUUUUUAAAAUGAAGAUUCAAUAUCAAAUUCUCCUCACCAGACAUGUUUGAUCUCUUCUCAUGUUUUUAGGACCUUUGAUUUCUAUUUUUAGGUCUGGCUACAUGUAUUAGGUAUUGAAUCAUGGGUCUGAUGAUGCGCAUGGAGAGAUGAAAGUGCAUUUCUUCAGCUAUGUUUUUAACAGCUUGGGCUGUAGUCAGAUAAACAACACUCAAGGUUUUUGGAGUGAUCUUUGACACAGUAUGUCUUAAGGAAAAUCAAAGUGUUUCUAUUUUUACUUGUUUUAUUUGAGCUGAAUGUCAAAAUGAGUCCCAACUAAAAUAAAAGAAGCAUUUUCACAUUGAA
Cheilinus undulatus (humphead wrasse) is the source of this 1738-nucleotide messenger RNA. It is a transcript of the gene mettl4, whose product is annotated as methyltransferase like 4. The coding region runs from base 1 to 1347 and encodes 448 amino acids. Gene Ontology annotation, molecular function: RNA methyltransferase activity; nucleic acid binding; site-specific DNA-methyltransferase (adenine-specific) activity. The record is from RefSeq and is a predicted model, not a curated record. The transcript has 8 exons. Lineage: Eukaryota; Metazoa; Chordata; Actinopteri; Labriformes; Labridae. Gene Ontology annotation, cellular component: nucleus; cytosol; RNA N6-methyladenosine methyltransferase complex.